This is a messenger RNA of Cynara cardunculus var. scolymus (artichoke), 1067 nucleotides long. RefSeq names its product zinc finger protein ZAT10-like. Gene Ontology annotation, molecular function: DNA-binding transcription factor activity. The record is from RefSeq and is a predicted model, not a curated record. The coding region runs from base 76 to 801 and encodes 241 amino acids. NCBI's taxonomy places the organism in Eukaryota, Viridiplantae, Streptophyta, Magnoliopsida, Asterales, Asteraceae. The transcript has a single exon.
CUUACUUUCUCUCUCUAGAUCACAACCACCGCUACCGCCACUACCACCACCGGGCCACCGUUAACUACAAUUCUGAUGGCCGUUGAAGCUUUGAAUUCUCCAACUACGGCAACCACACCUCUAUUCAGGCAAGAUUCCGGUAGGUAUUUGGAGUCAUGGACCAAAGGGAAAAGAACAAAAAGACCACGAGUGGAUCAACCACCGUCGGAGGAAGAGUAUCUUGCUUUCUGUCUUAUGCUACUAGCACGCGGCGGCCGUCCUGAUUCUGCCUCCGGGUCACCGCCGCUGCACCGGGAGAACUCGCCGGCGCUUAGUAUUGUCCCGCCGCAGACGCAACUUGUUUACAAGUGUAGUGUUUGUGAUAAGGCUUUUGGGUCUUACCAAGCUCUUGGUGGACACAAAGCUAGUCACCGGAAAAACAAUCCGGCUGCCGUCGUAGCUGACAUCGAACAAGCGGCUGCCUCCACCUCCACCGCCAGUGCCACCCAUAGUGGAGUCGGUGGCGGAAGGAGUCACGAGUGCUCUAUCUGCCACAGGUGUUUCCCCACCGGACAAGCGUUGGGUGGACACAAGCGGCGYCACUAUGAAGGGGUUAUCGGCGGCGGUCGUGCCACCAGCAGCGGCGUCACCUCAUCGGAAGGCGUUGGUUCCACCAACAGUCAACGCGCGUUUGACCUCAACCUCCCUGCCAUGCCGGAAUUUCUUCCGGGAUUCGCCGACGACGAGGUGGAAAGCCCUCAUCCCGCCAAAAAGUCGCGACUUUUUCCGCCGGUGAAGCUCGAAAUCGCCACCCGCCAUUAAAUUACCGAUUACAGAUUCUGGGUUUUCGAUUUUAGGAGAUUUAUGAUUAGAAAUUCGUUGCAAGAUUGUUGGAGUAGAAUCAUUUUGAUACAGAAAUCGUUCCAUGUAAAUAAAAGUUGAAUUUGAUUAAUUUUUUUGCAAUUCGAGUGAUGGAUCACGAUUGUUCUACGAUUCACCGGAAUAUCUUGUAUUUUACGCAAUCUUCACAAUUGCGUGGCGUAUAAUCAAUUGACCAUCGUGAUCCUCAACCGAAAUUUGGGGUAAAA